Messenger RNA from Ostertagia ostertagi, 912 nucleotides. NCBI's taxonomy places the organism in Eukaryota, Metazoa, Nematoda, Chromadorea, Rhabditida, Trichostrongylidae. The record is from the annotation of a GenBank genome assembly.
AUGAGCUCCGAAAAGUCUGAUUGCUCCGAGUUAUCCGAAGUGCCUCUGGAAACGAUCCGAGAAAUGAAAAGAAAAGCUUGUGAGAAGCUCUCUUCGCUCAUUCGGGCCAUAUCCUCAACUUCAGCUCCGAAAAAAUCCAAGCCGAGCAGCGUUUCGUUCUCCACCUACAAGUCUCUGAUCAAGUCAUAUAAGUUUGAAUUGUGGGCUGGAAAUGAAGUUACUCCACGGGAGCUAGCCGUUCAUGGGUGGGAAUGCAAAGCCCGUGAUCAGGUACAAUGCAUUGCAUGCAAGCAGUUUCUUUGCACUUCCGUUCCAAAAAUCACUGAAGUUGACAUCAGCGUAUACACCAAAUGCAUGAGACGGGUCCGCGAGAAAAUAGUGAGUUCGCAUGUGCUUACAUGCAUAUACAGAUCGGAACCACUUGAAUUCAAACACUAUGUUGAUGAGAACUUCUUAAACGAUGUGGUUCGGAAGAGGAUCUCCUCGUACAAUAGAGAUGGCCUGAGAAUGAACAUGACGAUUCCGAACGACAUAGUGACGUGUAGCGAUGUAGGGACGGAAUGUUCAUCAUCGCGUGAAGCUCUGAUAGGAUCAUCUUUGGGUUGGUCAAUAGAAACUGAGAAGUUGGCCGGAAAAGAGCAUUUCGUAGCUGUGUGUGACUAUUGCGCAAGGGAUUUUGUACUUGGAGAUAUCGCUUUUGACCCAGUGAAAUUCCAUCAGCGAUGGUGUCCGGUAUUGGAUGUGAAUGAAGACGACGGUGUCCCCAUGUGGAAGCUGAUCUAUUCACGAAUAGCGCCGUUGAGGCAACAGAGAGCAUCGUCGGCGGCUACCCUCAAAGAAGUCGAAUCGGCUAAGCGUGUACUUGAAAGAUCGCUGUCGGUUAUUUCGAGAGAAACUCCCGCUGAUUUGUAG